AUGAGUGGUACGGCAAAUCGUAUACAAGCUGAAGGUGUUAUUAAAAAUAUAAUUCGAGAAAUCGUACAAGAAUGUGCAUCCCGCGGUGAAGGUGUAUCUGAGACACUAGUCGCAUUCAUUGUCAAAGCAGUUGUACUUGAACCCGAAAAUGAUUUUCAAGUAGAUCGUGUUCUAGCGUCCGAUGAUGUCCAACGUCUCAUUGAUCUAUGUGUUAAACGUUUACUUGAUGGUAAAUCAUCAUCACUUGAUACAAUCAAAAUGCAAGUGUAUUUCGAUAUGAAUUAUACAACACGAGAAGAAUUUCUCACUGAACAUCGACGAGUACUAGAAACUCGUCUUCAACCAAUUUUACGUGAAAUAACCGAUAAUCGAGCAUCAUCUAAAGAUGAACUUGAAUCUCUUUAUAGAAAAAUCGUUUCUAGCGUAUUACUUCGAUCGGGUCUUGGUUCACCAACGGAUAUCUCAGUUGUACGUGAAGCAACAGCUGCCUUACAAAGUGUAUUUCCACAAACAGAGUUAGGUAAUUUCUUAAGCUUAUCAAAACGUGACAAAGAUCGACAACUAGUCGAAUUAACACAAAUUGUUACUGGCAUUCGUUUGUUCAAUAAGGAAUGCGGAAAAGGUGGUGAAGGCAUUGAUAAUUUACCUGCUAUAUUAAAUGAAGCUAUACCAGCAACAUUAAAAGAAAUUCAGCAACAAAUCGAUGAUGCUGUUGAUUCAAGUGAAAAAUUUAUUGCUGUACUAGAUACAAUGGCAACCUUAUCACAAAAACAACUCAGCAAGGAUUCAAGUAAACAAAGAAUUCAAGAAUCAAUGAUAAAUUCUCGACAACUUGAACUUUAUCUUACCAUCCUUCUAACCGAUGUACGGCAAAGUGCACAUGAAGUCGAAGACUUACUAACACAAUUCAAAACUCGUCUAGAUCUACUCAAAACAACGAUACAAAAUAAAACAGCAGUACCUACGGCUCAAGUUUAUCCUCAAUUUAUGCAUUUAGCAACAAUAUGGUUUGGUUUUCAAGAUGAAAUGGUUUUACUUAGUGUAUUAUCAAAUAUUUUAUAUAGUCUUGAACCUUAUACACUCAAUGCUAAAGAAUUACUUGCUGAUGAAGCUGUAAGAAAAUGUCUUAUGAAAAUAUCGAUUGUAAGCGAUAAACAACGUUUACAAGCAAACAAUGGUGGUGUUGUUGUACAAGCAGAAGAACGAAAUGCUGAAGGAGUUUGGUAUUAUCAGGAUACAACAAAAAAUUUUGAUAAAUUACCAUUAAUGUAUAAAGGUUUUUGUGCCUAUAAUUUAGCCUUAAACGAUUUUAAACUCAUUCAUGGUGAUCCACGCAUUGGUAUUGUUCAAAUUAAUGAUCGCUAUUAUACUUUUAGUGAGCCAAGAGAUGCCGUUUUAUUUUGCCGAAAGCCAUCAGCUUUCAUUGAAUCCAUUGCAAAUAAUGCUAAAUUAAAUCCUGAACUCAUUCAGUUACUCGACUUACAUACACAAUUUACAAACGUUGCAUCGUACGGUGAUUUAGCGCAAGUUUCAUCGAAACCACAAAUGAAGGCUGAUUUCGGUACGCAAACUGAGACACAUUUUUAUGAGAAAAAUAUUGUGAAAAAUUAUGAAUGGAACGAAUGGGAAUUGCGACGAAAAGCUUUGAAAUUAGCUAAUCUACGAAGACGUUUAACUAAAUCUGUACAAACUAAUACAAGUAACUUCCGACGAGAAAACUUUACACAAGUCUACUUACCGAAAGAUCAACAUAUUCAAACGAAACGUGACAAUUAUUCGAAUGUACCACAACCAAAAAUUUAUUUAACUGGUAUUCGAGGACAUCAACGAAGUGGCGAUGGACAAUUUUUACCGGCAAAUGUUAGAAAAGUAGAUUUAACAGUUGAUAUUGAUGAAUAG
Messenger RNA from Rotaria socialis, 1899 nucleotides. NCBI's taxonomy places the organism in Eukaryota, Metazoa, Rotifera, Eurotatoria, Philodinida, Philodinidae. The record is from the annotation of a GenBank genome assembly.